Messenger RNA from Drosophila subobscura, 3049 nucleotides. RefSeq names its product guanylate kinase-associated protein mars (gene mars). The transcript has 2 exons. Gene Ontology annotation, biological process: chromosome segregation; kinetochore assembly; mitotic spindle organization. Gene Ontology annotation, molecular function: microtubule binding. Gene Ontology annotation, cellular component: cytoplasm; nucleus; spindle pole centrosome. The coding region runs from base 103 to 3021 and encodes 972 amino acids. NCBI's taxonomy places the organism in Eukaryota, Metazoa, Arthropoda, Insecta, Diptera, Drosophilidae. The record is from RefSeq and is a predicted model, not a curated record.
GCGGCCACACUGGGCGCCAUUUAAAAGUAGCGUCGCCUGUCCAGACAAAUUUAAAUUUUUUAAAAACUCUCAAAUCUUAAAAUAAUAUUGCUUGCCGUCGCAAUGCAGCGUUACAAGGAUUUAUACAAACAGCAAUCCCUUGCUCUGAGCCCUCGCAACUUCAAUGAGCAGAACCGGGAACUCCAGAAAGCGGCGCGUGCCAAACAACGCGAAGAUCGUUUUCAAAGCAACCGCAUUAUUAGCGUUAGUCCCACUCCCAUGAAGUCUGCGGCACCUACAUCUCCCUCGGAGGAGGCGCAGCCACGCCUUACCUAUGACGCUCCGCCGAAGGAGAACCAGAAACCAGAGCUGGCUUCGCCGCCGAAGAAACCCACCCGGCCAGAUUUUUACUUGAAGCGCUUUCUGGACUGGAGGGCGUCCAAGAAGGAACAAAUAAAGUGCGAGCAAAAUGCGCAUCGUGGCCAGCCGUUGAAAGCGGAAACAUUACAAAAUUCUAAAUUCACACACAAAUCCAGAACAUUUAAACCUCCGCCGAACCUCCAGCAAGAGCAGCAGGAUGCGCCAUCAUUCGUGCCGCCAAAAAGGCACUCAUUAUACGCGGUCAUAUAUAAAAGGCCUCCUACGAGCACUGCAAAGCCUAAUGCAACAACAUCGCGUCCUCCGGCAACCACAUCACGUCCGCAUUCUCAGGCCACUACAGUACAGCCUCAUCCAACCACAUCACGUCCGCAUUCUCAGGCCACUACAGUACAGCCUCAUCCAACCACAAUGCGCCCCAAGGCAGCGGCAACCACAGUACAAAUUCAGCCAACUACAGCGCGACCCCUGACUGCGGCAACCACUGUAAAGCCCCAUCCAACCAAAGUCAGGCACCAACCUGCGGCAACCACAGUCAAGCCACAUCCAACCACAACGCGCGCUUCGACUGCGGCAACCACACUAAAGCCCAAUCCAAAAACAGUAAAGCAUCAACCUGCGGCAGCCACAGUAAAGCCACAUCCAACCACAACGCGCCCUCAGCCAGUCGCUGUGAAGUCAACUAGAAAUCUGCAGCCAGCGACAGUGAAGCCUGCACCGUCACAUGCAUGGCCCUUGAAGCCUACAACAGCAACGAAGCCCAAGGCAGCAGCAUAUAUUGGCGUUGGCUCUGCUGAGAAUGGAGUUGUUCAAUUGCCAAAUCUGAGGACACAACCAUUUGAGAAGCCGGCCGUGAGCAAAGCCAUCACGGCGACUGGUCGCCGUGCCGAGAUUGUGAAGCCAAAGCCAAUUCGUGGAGGCGGUGGAGGAGCUGCGGGCAAGUUUAAGCCAAGUGCAGAGACAAAAGGAGGGGCUGCUGUGACAAGAAACAAGCCUGCCAGUCACUUUUCGACGAGAAUGAAGGCCAAGAGCAACACCAGCAAGUACGUGAAUCUUCAAAAGAAUGUGCGUAACCGGCCGGAUCUCAGGCUGGAGCUGAUUGAGGCUGCGACCCUUGAGUUGCCUCCCAAUACGCCACUGGAUGGAAGAACAAGUGGCCCAGCCCUGGCCACGUCCACGCAGUGCAAGUCAAGCAGUGCUCUGGACGACUUUGGUGACAUCACAAGCCUAAGUCCAGUGGCUCCACCGAGCAGCCACAAAGAUUCCGCGUCUGAGGAGCCGAAGGCCAAGCGAAAAUUUGAUUUUUCCCGAUACUCCAUAGUCGAGACGAAAGCGGAAGAUAGUUUGAUCAUGACUCCAUUUGCGGCCAAGGUUACAGAUGAUGCAGAUCCAGAAGAUGUUACUCUGAAGCCAGCUGAGGAAACAACGCCCCCACGCAGGGUGUCCGAUGGGAAGCCAAACUAUUUGAGUCCCUACGUGAGCGUUUCGCGCGGCAAAGUCAACUCUCGCUGUGAGCGGGAGAAGCGAAAUAGCAUGUACUUGCCCGGUGAGGAGACUCCUGUGGCCAUACGGAGAGCUCUCGAGUCGGUGCUCUAUUUUCGCCUACAGCUGAAGAACGAGAUUGAGCGACUGCGUGCCAUCUGCAGUGAGUGGGAAGGCUAUAGUAAGGAGAAUGAGGCGCAUCUGCUGGAUACGGGCGGCAUGGAUAUGAUCAAUGUGGCCAUUGGACAGACCAAUCUGCUCGCUACCAAGAAAAUGCUGCAGUUCAGCGGUCUGAUUGACCGCUGCGAGGCGGGAGCUACGGGCAAGAACCAUCGACCCUAUGACGGCAGCGAGGAGACGAAGCCCGUGCAGCCAGAGGAUCUGGAGGGGUGGUGGGACAUGCUGAGACUCCAGAGUGAAAAUGUCGACAAACGCUUUGACAACUUGAAGCGUUGGAAGCAGAACAAUUGGCAGGACCCCGAUGCAGUCGAGGAUGCCAAAAUACCAGCCAAGCCGGUGGCCAAACCAAAGGCCAAGCUGGGCAACAAUUUGAAAGCAAAGCCCAAGCCCAAGGCCAAGGCCAGUAGCAGCUUGAAGCAAUUCCUCCGCAGGGCCCAUGCUGAUAUGAAAAAGACCAAGAACGAUGAGGCAUCUGCAGAUACAGAUGCACAAUCCACUCCAUCUCGCAAGAGCCACCAGCGUUUGAUCGUAGUACGCGAUCGGCGCUCCUUCUCUCCCGCUCGCACCGUCCUGCGCAUGUCUGUCGGCGAGAGCCGUCCCUCCAUAGGGGGCAAUGCCUUGCUCAAGUCUGCCAUAUUGGCGGCUGCCGAACAAAACGCAAUGAAUCACACGCCACCUCCGAAUAAGGCACGCCAGUCGAUUCUGAAGACGCCAGGCACCAGCAGGCGCGAAAGCCGUGGCGUUAUUUUCAGUACAAAGAAAAAUGUUCGGCGUUUCAAAUUCACCAUCGACGAAGGCACUGUCAGCGACGAUGAGGCCGUCGGGGGCGACAAGCUAGAGGACUGCGAGGAGGACAUGUCGCUGGAGGCUUCAGGGGAAAGACGUUCCCUAGACCAUGGUCCAGCCGAAAAUCAGCAGCAAUCUGAGGAUGGCAACACUUCGCGCACGUACACGCUGCGCAAUCGCAGAGUGCGUCUUCGGCCCUCCACUGAGUUUAUGUAGUUUAUGUUUUAUUUAUUGUUUAAAGCUU